AUGGCUUCUUCUUCUGCGGAAGCCUUGAAGUAUGAUGUCUUUCUUAGUUUCCGGGGUGAGGACACCCGCAGUACUUUUACCAGUCAUCUUGAUGCCGCUUUAAAGCGGAAGCACGUCAAGACCUAUAUCGAUUACGAACUUGUAAGAGGAGAGGAAAUCGCACCUGCCCUUAUCAAAGCAAUUGAGGGAUCAGAACUUUCAGUGGUCAUUUUGUCACAGGACUAUGCUUCUUCAAAAUGGUGCUUGGACGAACUCAAGCAUAUUUUGGAGUGCAAGGAAAGACGUGGGCAGAUUGUUGUACCCAUUUUCUACAGAGUAGAUCCAUCAGAUGUGCGGCACCAGAGGAAGAGUUAUGAAGCUGCUUUUCUUCAUCAUGAAGAACGUUUCAAGGACACACCGGACAGGGUGCUCAAGUGGAGGGAAGCUUUAACAAAUGCAUCCAACCUAGCUGGGUUCGAUUCACGCAAUUUCGGGCGUGAGUCUGAACUGGUUGAGGAAAUCGUCAGACAUAUAUUGAUGAAGUUAAGUGGGGAAUGUUCAAGCGAUUUGAAGGGCCUGGUUGGAAUGGAAAGUCGCAUCCAGAAACUUGAGUCAUUGUUAUGCAUUAUCCCACAAGAUGUUCGGGUUCGCACUGUCGGUAUUUGGGGCAUGGGUGGUGUUGGCAAGACCACCCUUGCUGGUCUUGUAUUCAACCGACUCAAGUCUCGAUUCGAAGCUUCUCAUUUCCUUGCUGAUGUAAGAGAAGAAUCUGGCAGACGUGGGAUAAAGGCGUUGCAAAAUGAACUUACCUGCAACUUACUGAAGUAUGACUGUCUAAGGAUCGGCACUCCAUCAAUAGGAUCAACUUUUAACAAAAAGAGGCUCUCCCGGGCAAAGGUCCUCGUUGUGCUUGAUGAUGUGAAUGAUGUCAGCCAACUAGAAAUUUUAGUUGGUAAACAGGUUCAAUUUGGACCUGGAAGUAGAAUCAUCAUAACAACUAGGGAUAUGCAUCAACUUAGAGAGAUGCAACAACUGCAUAAAGGAGCUAACCAUGAUGUUAUGAUAUACAAGGCAGAGGAACUAGAUUUUCAUGAGGCGCUUCAGCUCUUCCACUUGAAUGAUUCCAAAGAAAUCAGCUACAGAGCAGAUUAUUCAGAAUUAGUUAGAAAGGUGGUACAUUCUGCUGCGGGAAUUCCCUUGGCCCUCAAAGUUUGGGGUUCCUUAUUUCGUCAAUGCCGGACCUCAGAAGAACGUGAAUGUCUACUGAAGAGAUUGAAAAGGUUUCCUGAAAAGAAAGUACAAAAUGUGUACAGGAUAAGUUAUGAUGCAUUAGGAGAAAAUGAGAGGGAGAUAUUUCUUUAUAUCGCCUGUUAUCACAAAGGAGAGGAUAUAUGCAGAGCAACAGAACAAUUAAAUGAAUGUGGAUUAUGUGCAGAUAGUGGAAUCAACGUUCUCAUUGAUAUGUCUCUCGUUUCAAUUCGAUACGACACACUGUGGAUGCAUGAUGUGAUACAAGAAAUGGGACGGGCAAUUGAGUGUGAACAACAUCCUGCGAAGCCUGGAAAACGCAAAAGGCUGUGUACCCCGGAAGACAUAUGUCAUGUGUUGAAAAAUAAUAAGGGUACUGGAAAGGUUCAAAGCAUAUCCCUGAACCUUUCAAUGAGUGCAGAAGUACAGAUCACUCCUCAAACCUUCAGAAAAAUGUAUAAUCUUAAAUUUUUGAAAUUUUAUAGUGAAAAUCGCAUGGGCAAGAAGGAUUGGAAGAAUGUGCAUGUUGAUCUUCAAGAUCUUGAAUAUCUUCCUGAUUCCCUUAUACAUCUCAGCUGGCCAGCGUAUACUUUGAAAUAUUUGCCAUCAACAUUUUCUGCUGAGAAUCUCACUGAGCUUUCUAUGCCCGGUAGCGAACUUCAGAGACUUUGGGGUGAAAGCCAGAAGCCUAGGAACUUAAAACACAUCGAUCUCAGCGACUCCAAGAAGCUGGUUGAAGUUCCAGAUCUCUCUAUGUGUGUAAACAUUGAGAGCAUUGCCAUGAACAACUGUGAACGGCUGGUUGAAGUUCCUUCCUAUUUUAAAAAUCUUCACAAGCUAGCUCGGUUCAAUGUGGAUGGGUGCAGGAGUCUACGUGUUCUCUCAGAUAUGCCAAGCAGUAUGGUUAGUUUGCAUUUAUCUAUUACUGCAAUAGAACACUUGCCAUCAUCAAUUUGGUGUCUAGAAAAACUUGAACGGUUAUUUCUUGAUGAGUGCGAGGGCAUUAAGAAUAUAACAAAGAGCAUUGGCAACAUUGGCAAGCUGUAUUCUCUCACAUUAAUUUUCUUGUGUAAGACAAGUAUAGAAGGAUUGCCCUCGUCAAUCGAUUGUCUCUCAGAAUUAUCGGGUCUCCGGAUUAGGAAUUGCAAAAGGUUCAUCAGUCUUCCAACCAGCAUAUGUAAGUUGAAAUCUCUCCUAUGGGUGGAUCUUGGUGGAUGCUCUAGCUUCGAAAAGUUCCCUGAGAUCUUGGAGCCUAUGGAACGUCUGGAGACUCUUUUUUUAGGAGGAACCAAAUUCAAAGAUCUGCCUGGUAUGAUUGAAAACGUAGUUGGGCGGAAGGAAUUAGAGUUACCUGGGUGUAGAAGCUUCGAGUCUGUCUCAGACAGAAUCUUGCCUCUGUCGUCGGUCAUUUUAUGGCCAAUGAUGGGUGUACUCGACCUCAGUGGCUGCCCAAUAUUAGAAAAUAUCCCUGACUCCAUCUUCAGCCUACCUUUAUCUCAAUUACAUGUGAGCGGAACCAUGAUUAGGCGCAUACCUGCAACCAUCAAUCAAGCGUCUCGGCUUUGGAGAUUAAAUCUAAAAAAUUGCGAGCUCCUUGAGUCUUUACCCGAGCUUCCAUUUCUUCUAGAGAAUAUAGAUGCAAGUGGGUGCAAGAGCUAAAGACAUUGUCUGGGUUCGGCACAGAAGGUUUCGAUAGGAGAUUUCCUGUCUGGAUUUAUCAUACAUUUUAUAAUUGCCCACGUUUGGCGAGGAAAAUAGUGGAUCAUGCACAUCUUAGAAAUUUGGCAACAGCAUUUGAAAUUGAUCCGAAUUUCAAGUACGAGGUUAGAUAUACGGGAGAUAAAA
Argentina anserina (silverweed cinquefoil) is the source of this 3072-nucleotide messenger RNA. Its product is annotated as disease resistance protein RPV1-like. Gene Ontology annotation, molecular function: ADP binding. Lineage: Eukaryota; Viridiplantae; Streptophyta; Magnoliopsida; Rosales; Rosaceae. Gene Ontology annotation, biological process: signal transduction; defense response. The transcript has 5 exons. The record is from RefSeq and is a predicted model, not a curated record. The coding region runs from base 1 to 2886 and encodes 961 amino acids.